AUAAAACCCAAACACAGAAGGAUUGAGGCCAAGAUCGCUGUAACUUCCUCUCCCACUCUCUCUCUCUCUCUACAAUCUUUCCCUCUCUUCCCCCUUCUUCUUCUCCGGCGCUCCCGCAAUCAAAUUUUGGCUCUCCUCUUCGCUCAAUCCCGCAGCCCCUCUCCUCCCCUCCGAGUGUUUUCCAGCAAUCGGAGUUCGUUUUGGUGCUCCACUGCCGCCGUUGGACCUGCUUGCUUGCUGUGACGGGGGACUACGAGCAGCACGACAGUCGCUUCUCGGCUGCUGCUUCGAAUUCGCUGACGGGUUUGCUGUUUUCUCGUUCCUUCCAUCUCCUGGAAUCGUGGAUUCCGGGUUUUUUUUUUCCGCCGACUGCCUUUGAUUCUUCUCGCUGCUGAGUCUUCCGCUCCCGUUUUCGUCCUGUUCUCUUCCCUGCGCCCCCGGGAUUUUUGGGGAGCUCAUAUCCUCUUAGGGUUUCUCCCUAUGUAUGGCCCGUAACUCGCACUUCUCAUGCAAUUAGCCCCCUCGCUUAGGACUCCGGUAUUUUGGGGUCUCUCUGUUUGUUGGCAGAUACUGUACAGACUACGUAGAAUCGACAGAGAUAUUGCUUAUUCUGUACGGGGCAAUCUCAUAUGAACUGAAGGCGAAGUUCAUCCAUUGGCUAAAGUGGGGAUUGAGUGCAAUUGGGUUUUUGGAAGAACCAGACAAUCUGUACGGGGAUUGAGAGGAUUGGAGUUGAAAAAAGAAAGAUUUUUUAUAUUAGUUACAUUAGAAUGAUUUUCUACAAGCAUGGAUAAAAGUGAGCCUGCAUUGAUUCCGGAAUGGUUGAAGAGCAAUGGAAGUGCCAGCAGUGGCGGAAAUAGCCAGUUUCCGUUUCCUUUGCCCUCAGAGGAUCAUUCUGGAUCGAAGCAUUCAAGGCAUAAGUCUUCCAACGGCAGUAACCAACGUGAGAAAGGCCAUCCAUUUGUUUCUGAUCGAACCACCUCCUCCUAUUCUGGUCGAAGUACCAGUACAAAGGACUCGCUGCGCUUGAAGUCACACGUUAGCUUUCCUAGGUCUUAUCGUGAUAGGGAGGGGGAUAAUCGUCAUGAUUUUGGGGACAGGAACAAAUCUUUCCUGGGGGAUAACAGAUACCUUGAGUAUGCUGACGAUCUGGGUAGUUUUCUCCUGGGGAAGUCAAGUAAGGACAUGUUACGCCAUUCAAAAUCCGUGGUUGGUCAAAAAUCAAAUGGCAUAUUGCCUAGGAAGGGUUCUGGCGACUUAAUUGAUGGCAGUAACAGUAACCACAUUAACAGUAGCACUCCACUGCUUUUGGAUGGCUGUAUGCCUAGUAACAUGCAAGCUGCACCGGGAAAGGAUUUUCCUUCUUUAAGAACUGAACAAGAUCAAAGUUCUUCAGAACUAAGCAGAACCCCAUCACCUGGUUUGGCUGUUCCUGCUCAGAGUUUACAUAGUGCAAGUGCAAAUUUGAUUGGUACGGAAGGGUGGAUGUCAUCUCUGGCAGAGGUGCCGGAGUCGAUUGGAAGCAGUUCUAUAGGAAGUCUUUCUUCUCAGCAGACUCUCUUGGCAAAGUCAGCUCCUUUGGCACAGCGUGCAAACGGUCUCAACAUGGCGGAAGCAGUGGCUCAGAAUCCAACUCAUGCCCAUACGCCUCCCCAGCUAUCUAUUGAUACUCAGAGACGUGAAGAGUUGGCAAUCAAGCAAUCUAGGCAACUAAUUCCUGUGAGGCCGACCACAUCCAAACCUUCUUCACUCAGCACUUUGGAGAAGUCAAAGUCUAAAACUGUGCAGCAGUCUCCAUUUUCAACGGUUAAGUUUGAUGCUGCAAAUACAUCUAAUCUGAGCAAGCUGCAGGUUUUGAAGUGCUCGCGGGAGCUGAAUGGUGCCUCUUCACCUAGGGAAAAGUCAAGUCCUAGAAAUGCUUUCACCGCCCCCCUAAGUCAAACUCAUGCUAGUGCUUCCGCUGCCUCUGCUCCAAGCAGGAAAAAGAACCCUGUCAAUGGUCAAAUUGUGGCUGCUCCUGAUCGAAGAAUGGGGGUCCUAUCAUUGGGGAAUUUGGAGAAGAGACCGUCUACUCAAAUCCAGAGUCGCAAGGAUUUCUUAAACCUUAUAAAGAAGCAGUCCUCUGGAACUGCGCCUGCUGCUAGAACAGAGGAUUCACCUUGUGUAGUGGAGAAGUCCAACGAUUCAACUGGAGAAGUUGCUACUCCUGAAGAAGCCGCAGCUUCUGUGGAGUCAAUUAACAAACAUGACCUUCCCAAUCCUGACUUGCCAGUUGAGAAUGGUGGUAACAUGAGCGAAAAUGGGGAGUGCAUCGAGAAUGGUGGUAUGACAACUGAAAAUGGUGAGCACCAUGAAGAAGUGAAGAAAUUAGAAUUUGACGUUCCUCCUCCUGAUGAGAAAGAGGCUGAAUUCUUGCGUUCACUGGGGUGGGAUGAGAGUACUGGAGAAGAUGAAGGCCUCACUGAGGAGGAGAUUCGCUCCUUUUACGAGCGCAUCAGGACAACUGUGCCUUCAGAACUCUAAUGCGGAGCAGUCAAUGGGAGCCUUGGACUGAACUCUUUGGAGCACUAGACGGGAUUUUAAUCUUGCCGCCUCCUGCCUGACUUGGAAACUAGUUUCAACUCAUUAAUUCGACGCUGCUUCAUUCUUUUUUCCUUUUAUGGGCUUCUGUAGGUGAAAAACCAAAUCGAGUUGUUACUCGGAAGAGGGUGCAGGGGUCUAGUAAGGCAAGGCAGAAAGGGUGAUUGAUUGAUUUUGUUUUAGGAAGUGACAUAGGAAGGCAGGCAUAUAGCUGAGGGACUCAAUUGAAGAGGGAAGAAUAGAAAUUCUUUUUUGUUUUAAAUUUUCCUGCAUAGGUUUUUGCAAUUUUUCUGAGGGAAGGCAUUUGGAUAGUCUAUGGGCUGUUUCUGUUCAUUUGAUAUGAUGAUAUUAAUCAGAGAAAUAGAGGGUACAAAAAAGGGAACUAGUUUCCAUUCUUUGAACUAUUUUGCUGGGUAUAUACAUGUUGGUUGGAAAGGGGAAUUAAUU
Molecule: messenger RNA, 3027 nt
Organism: Punica granatum (pomegranate)
Lineage: Eukaryota; Viridiplantae; Streptophyta; Magnoliopsida; Myrtales; Lythraceae
Source: RefSeq, a predicted model, not a curated record